Messenger RNA from Humulus lupulus (European hop), 3202 nucleotides. RefSeq lists its product as uncharacterized. Lineage: Eukaryota; Viridiplantae; Streptophyta; Magnoliopsida; Rosales; Cannabaceae. The transcript is spliced from 21 exons. Gene Ontology annotation, molecular function: protein binding. Bases 224 to 2950 code for a protein of 908 amino acids. The record is from RefSeq and is a predicted model, not a curated record.
ACUGUUCUGAAUGAAAAAUAUUUUAGACGCACUGAAAAAUAACGUCUUUCGCAUCAUAAACCCCUAAAAUCCACAGCCACAGCCACAGCCACGGCCACGGCCAGCCAUUUCAUUCUCAUUUCCAAACUCCACUGCUUCCCACUAUUUGGGUUCAUUUCCCUGUAGAAAAACUCCCGAACCAUUUCGCGUUUUUACACCGUUUCCCACUCGAACCCAUCCCACCAUGCCUGAAACGGAACCAGGAAUCGAGAUCCUCCGGGCCUUCGAGCUCCGUCUUCUCCGCUGCACCCUCCCUCCUACCACCUCCGAUGAUGAUUGUAUCACCCCCUCUCACCGUAUCCACUUGCUAAUUGCCGACUUGCUGGGCUUCAUUGAAACCGGUCGCUAUCUUCAAGCUCUGACGUCCCCCGACGCCGCGCAACUCAUCUUCAAACUCACUGAUUCCGACCCGGUCGACUCGCUCGAUGACAGUGCCGAGUACGCCGAACGUGUGUACUCUGUGCUCCUGAAGCGAGUGGAAUCUUUCUUGUCGGAAGGCGAUGAUGGCAAGGAGAAGGGCUCCAGAGUUGUAAUCGUUAUGUGCAUGGCGGUCGCGGCAUUUCUUUUGUUCACUCAAUGUAACACGACUGGACCGUUGGAAUUAUUGCCAAAAUGCCCUCUGCCAUUUAUAGAAAGCAAAAGUGCAGAUAAGUUUGUAGAGUGGGAUAAUUGGGCUCGUAAUUACCUCAUGUCUGCUGGGUCUGACUUGCUUGGAAAGUUCUCUAAUCUUCAGUACCUAGUGUUUGCCAAUAUGCUGUUAACGAAGGCUAAAGACUUACUAUUCCAAGGGAGGAGUGCCUCAGCUUUAGAUGGGCUUAGGAGCAUUUCAUGGUGGCUUGCUAGAGUUCUACUUGUUCAGCAGAGAAUUUUGGAUGAUCGGUCUUCGUCAUUGUUUGAUCUAUUGCAAGUGUUUACACGUGAAACUUUGCUUCAUUUUGGCACAUUGGAAAAAGUAACAAGUUAUUGGGGUGACAGUUUGCAUAAGGAUGAGGGUUUAGCAAUAGUCUCAAUGCUUCAUUUAGAAGCUGGGAUAAUGGAAUAUACCUAUGGGCGAGUUGAUUCUUGCAGGUUGAAUUUUGAAUCAGCUGAAACUGCAGCUGGACUUGAUAUUUCUGUUACUGGCGUUCUUGGUUUCCGUACUUUAUAUCAGGUUGAACCAAAGGCACAAAUGGUACUUGUUGCGAACAGAAACUCAUCAAACAACAAUGAAAAUUGUCAAUUGGAUAGCAGUGGCCAUUCAAAAAAAGAGACUAGUAAUGAUGAAAUGUAUGAGGCCUCUGACAUUCUGAUCACCCCAAAACUUUUAGAGAGUGAAAAUGGACACAGAACUAAAGAAGGCAUUCAAGUUGGCACUAAUUCCCCUUUGAGUGCAAUACAUCAGGCAGUGAUCCUGGCUAAAUGUCUUCUGAUUGAGAAGAGCACUCGACAUGAUGACAUGCAAAGGUGGGAUAUGGCUCCAUACAUAGAGGCAAUUGAUUCUCUAAAGUCAUCAUGCUUUGCUGUUCGAUGUUUUUGUGACACCUUACGCAUUCGAUGGGAGUCAACUCGUAGUCGCACAAAGGAACGGGCCUUGGGGAUGAUGGAAAAAUUGGUCCAGGGGAUGUACGAAUCUUCUCCAGGAGUGGCACAAAGGAUUCCACUUUGUUAUGGGGUUUGCAUCCCAACAAUUGCUUCCUUGCGGAAAGAAUAUGGUGAACUUUUAGUUAGCUGUGGUUUAAUUGGAGAGGCAUUAAAGAUUUACGAGGAUUUAGAGUUAUGGGACAGUCUUAUUUUUUGUUACAGCUUAUUGAAGAAGAAAGCAGCAGCUGUUGACGUCAUCAAGACUAGAUUGUCUGUAACACCCAAUGACCCUAGGUUAUGGUGCUCAUUGGGUGAUUUUACUAAUGAUGAUGCCUGCUAUGAAAAAGCAUUAGAAGUUUCAAGUAAUAGGUCUGCUCGAGCUAAGCGCUCUCUCGCACGUAAUGCAUAUAAUAGAGGGGAAUAUGAGGCAUCAGUGGUUCUUUGGGAGUCUGCAAUGGCCUUAAAUUCUUUGUAUCCAGAUGGUUGGUUUGCGCUAGGAUCUGCUGCAUUAAAGGCUAAGGAUAUUGAGAAAGCACUGGAUGGCUUUACUCGUGCUGUUCAACUUGAUCCAGAAAACGGGGAGGCCUGGAAUAAUAUUGCUUGUUUGCAUUUGUUCCGGAAAAGAAGCAAAGAGGCUUUCAUUGCUUUCAAAGAGGCCCUGAAGUUUAAACGCAACAGCUGGCAAUUGUGGGAGAACUUUGGCCAAGUUGCUUUGGAUCUGAAGAACAUCAGCCAGGCUCUAGAAGCUAUUAGGAUGGUGUUGGAGAUAACUAGAAAUAAAAGAGUUUCUGUCGAACUGUUGGAAAGAACUAUAACAGAAGUGGAGAAAAGGGUUUCAGUUAGUUCGUCUUCCACAAAGAUUGAUGAUUAUAGUAAUCAAGAGUCUAGCAUAGAUUCUGAGAAUGAGUCAAGUGUGGAAUCUGGGGAGGGUAGAUCACGGGAAACUGAGCAGCUGGUCGAUUUUCUUGGAAAAGUUCUACAGAAGGCAGUUCUAAGUGGGAGCGGAGUGGAUAUCUGGGGCUUGUAUGCAAGGUGGCACAAGCUCAAAGGAGAUCUCACAAUGUGCUCUGAAGCCCUUCUUAAGCAAGUUAGAUCCUACCAGGGAUCUGACAUAUGGAAUGAUAGAGACCAGUUCCGAAAAUUCGCCCAUGCUUCCUUGGAACUUUGCAAGGUGUACAUGGAAAUUUCUUCAUCUACUAGUAGCCGCAGAGAACUCUUUUCAGCUGAGAUGCAUCUAAAGAACACAAUUAAACAGGCCGUGGCCUUCUCUGACAUGGAAGAACGCAAGGAUCUUCAAGCUUGUCUUGAAGCAGUGCAGACAAAACUCCAAUCAAAUUCUGUUCUAACAUAAACUGUAUCUGCCAAUGCUUUCGUGUACCAGGGUUUAUGUGGCUGUGUGUGCGAUACAAUGUGGCACAGUAUCUCUUGCUCGAUGUAUGUUGGCUGUUAAUUUUUUUUCCCAUGAUCUAGAUACAGAUCAUAUUUCUCUUAUAUAAUAAAUGUGUAAAUAACGAAAAUUAUUAGUUUUAACAGUUUUUUUUUUUUUUUUAAGGUUAACUUUAACAUAAUAUUUUUAUAUUUAAUAGAAUAUUCUUAUAUUUAA